AUGAAGAGCGCCCUGAUCGCCGCGGCCGUCCUCGCCGGAUCCGCCCACGCCGGAAUUCACAAGAUGAAGCUCCAAAAGAUUCCGCUCGCUGAGCAGUUGGUCGGUGCUUCUUUCGAGGCUCAGGCUCAGCAGCUGGGCCAAAAGUACCUUGGUGCCCGCCCUGCCAGCCGUGCCGACAUCAUCUUCAACGCCAAGGUUGCCGAGUCCAAGAACGGCCAUCUCGUGCCCGUAUCCAACUUUGCCAACGCUCAGUACUUCUCCGAGAUCACCAUUGGCACUCCGCCUCAAACCUUCAAGGUUGUCCUGGACACUGGUUCCUCCAACCUCUGGGUUCCCUCCCAGUCGUGCAGCAGCAUUGCUUGCUUCCUUCACUCUACAUAUGACUCGUCGUCCUCUUCCACGUACAAGAAGAACGGCUCCGAUUUUGAGAUCCACUACGGCUCUGGCAGUCUGACUGGCUACGUCUCCAAUGACGUUGUCCGCAUUGGUGACCUCACCAUCAAGAACACCGACUUUGCUGAGGCCACCAACGAACCUGGCUUGGCCUUUGCGUUUGGCCGCUUCGAUGGUAUUCUGGGUCUUGGCUACGAUACAAUCUCCGUAAACCAUAUGGUCCCCCCUUUCUAUCAGAUGAUCAAGCAAAAGCUUCUUGACGAGCCUGUCUUUGCCUUCUACCUUGGAUCUGAAGAGGAGGGGAGCGAGGCCGUCUUCGGCGGCGUGGACAAGAACCACUACGAGGGCAAGAUUGAGUACCUUCCCCUUCGCCGCAAGGCUUACUGGGAGGUCGACUUUGACGCCAUUGCGUUUGGCAAAGAGGUUGCUGAGCUCGAGAACACCGGUGUCAUCCUGGACACUGGCACGUCGCUCAACACUCUUCCUAGCGACCUUGCUGAGCUUCUCAACAAGGAGAUUGGUGCCAAGAAGGGCUUCGGCGGCCAGUACACAAUUGACUGCGCCGCACGCGACAAGCUUCCCGACAUCACCUUUACCCUUGCCGGCUCUAACUACACCCUGCCCGCUACCGACUACAUUCUGGAGCUUGGUGGUAGCUGUGUUUCUACCUUUACUCCUCUGGAUAUGCCCCCGCCAGCUGGUCCUCUGGCCAUCCUUGGCGAUGCUUUCCUCCGCCGCUACUACAGCGUCUAUGACCUCAACAAGAACGCCGUUGGUCUUGCCAGGGCUAAGUAG
Molecule: messenger RNA, 1188 nt
Organism: Cordyceps militaris CM01
Lineage: Eukaryota; Fungi; Ascomycota; Sordariomycetes; Hypocreales; Cordycipitaceae
Product: vacuolar protease A precursor
Exons: 3
Coding region: 1-1188 (395 amino acids)
Biological process (GO): proteolysis
Cellular component (GO): fungal-type vacuole
Molecular function (GO): aspartic-type endopeptidase activity
Source: RefSeq, a predicted model, not a curated record